GGAGAGUGAACAAGACCAUGCUCGUGAGUUGACUCGCUGUUGUGACGUUGUGACAUGACACGGUGACAGCACCUAAACCUAGUUUUAUUUGUUUUGUCCAGAGGUCACUUUGAGUUUUGGAUAAUCAUUUAUCACUGAAUUCCAACUUACUGACACAAUCACAGAAUCCCAUUCUGUAGGAUCCCGAGUCAUGGCACAAGCAGCGAGGGGUGAACAGAAGAGUGGAUGGAAGAACAAGGCCAAACCUCAUGAUUCCCAUGAAGUCCAGCUGUCCAAGUGUCUGUCGUGGGUGUUGAGACAUGGCGUGAACUCUGUUGGCCUCACAUUCCUGCCAGGUGGCUUUCUGUAUGUAUCGGACGUGCUCAAACUUCCCCGGUUUUCUAAGUUCACACUAGAGGAAGUGCGGAGUGUGGUUGCUAACAACGACAAACAGAGAUUUACUCUGGAAACUGACCCAGAUAAUGGACAGUUAAAGAUACGUGCCAAUCAGGGACACUCCGUUCAAGUUGAGGAUCUCCAGCUGACACCCCUCACAGACAGCACUGAGUACCCACUGAUCAUCCACGGGACCUACCUACAGGCCUGGAGGAGCAUUAAGUCCCAGGGAUUAAGAAAGAUGAAGAGGAAUCAUAUUCACUUUGCUGUUGGGGAGCCAGGGGAAGAUGGAGUCGUCAGUGGAAUGCGGAAAUCCUGUGAUGUGAUGAUCUAUGUUGAUGUAGCGAAGGCUCUGGCAGCUGGUGUCAAGUUUUUCAAGUCUGCAAACAAUGUGAUAUUGAGUCCGGGGACAGAUGAUGGAGUUAUCCCCCCUUGUUUCUUCAGCCAAGUCAUAGACAGAAGUACAGGAGCUGAGUUGCCUCUUGGAGACGAUGCUGACCCAGGUGCACACAGUGGCAAGGUUGGCGCUGUCACUGCAGAUGAUGUUGCUGAUGAAAUGGAGAUGUCUCGCAAACAGAGGAGGAAGAAAAAGAAGCACAAGAAGAGUGAAACAGACUGAAAUAAACAACUACAUCCCACCUAGUUACUACCAGUUUAUAUGACUCAGUGUUCCCGUUUACCGGUAAUUACCAGUUUUUUACCGGUAAAAUUAGGCUUGGACCGGUUAUUCAGGUGACUGCCAGUCCCUCUGGACCGGCAAAUAAAGUCAUAUAAAUCUUUGUUGUUGAACAAAACAUUGGCGAUAUUCAUAUAAGUAAAUUUUUUCGAACGAAGUCAGCUUGUCUGUUACCAUCAAGGUUUCCCCUUGUCUUUUUUCAUUGCAAGGAAAUAACAUUUUCCUUUGCUUCGAGGUUAAAUAUCCAUUUGUAGUAACUUUGUCACGAAAUAUUUUUAAAAAAGGAGAAAAUUGUGACUGAAGUUAGUGUGAAUGAUGUAUAGAUCUAAAUAAGUUACUUCAGAGAUGACGUCUUUGCACUGAACAGGAUGUUGAAAGAAUCAAAACCAGGUAAUUUUCAUACAUUUUUUAAUUUGUUGAAAAUUGGGACUGGCAAAAAUUAGGGGGAGACUGGUAAUUAUUAGAGCUGUCAGUCCACUAGAACUGUCAGUUUCAAAAGCCAGCGGAAACACAGUGACUACACGGUGCCUACCAUGGAUAAUGUUUUCUCAGGAAUCUAAUAAAAUGGAAACUUUAAACCAUGAAUAUUUUUAUGGUCACAUGUUAUUGUUUUCAUCCAUCAGAAAAUUGUUUUUGUGUGAAUACAAAGACGUAAGUUAUUCAACCAGCGAAGCUACAGUUUGAAUAUGCAAUAAAUCUUGUUAUCUCAUGGUAUAUAAGUUCUGAUUUUGGUUUUUUUCUGUCUUAUUUUUAGAUCAUUUGUUAUGUUGCCAUAGUUAUGGCAUUAUGUGGAAUGUUAUUUAUGUUCACACAACAAUAUAUUUUCUUUAAUAAAAUCCUUUUAAUUCUU
This is a messenger RNA of Haliotis rufescens (red abalone), 1901 nucleotides long. RefSeq names its product tRNA 2'-phosphotransferase 1-like. The record is from RefSeq and is a predicted model, not a curated record. Bases 191 to 994 code for a protein of 267 amino acids. Lineage: Eukaryota; Metazoa; Mollusca; Gastropoda; Lepetellida; Haliotidae. Gene Ontology annotation, biological process: tRNA splicing, via endonucleolytic cleavage and ligation. The transcript has 9 exons. Gene Ontology annotation, molecular function: tRNA 2'-phosphotransferase activity.